Molecule: messenger RNA, 566 nt
Organism: Sinocyclocheilus grahami
Lineage: Eukaryota; Metazoa; Chordata; Actinopteri; Cypriniformes; Cyprinidae
Product: androgen-induced gene 1 protein-like
Exons: 3
Coding region: 157-504 (115 amino acids)
Cellular component (GO): endomembrane system; membrane
Source: RefSeq, a predicted model, not a curated record
UGCUUGUUACUAUAGCAAUAACCUCUCGCGCACAUCCGCCGCCUCCACCAACGUCUCUCACGGAUCAGCGCGACCCUCUCCCCCUCCUCACCGCAUAGCAGCAUCCCUCUGUCAACAGGAUAUUUCCUGAGACGGAAAUACGACGGGGGAAGGAAAAUGGCGCUCAUCCCAUCACAGAUCCUCAGAGUAGCGAUACUCUUCUCUUAUUUGUCCAUCCUCUGCAAUUACAAAGCCAUAGACAUGCCCGCGCAUCAAACAUACGGCGGUAGCUGGAAGUUUCUUACAUUCAUAGAUUUGGUCAUUCAGGCGGUGUUCUUUGGAGUGUGUGUCCUGACUGACCUCUCAAGCCUUCUGACAAAAGGCAGUGCCAGUAUGGAGCAAGAGAGACAGUUGAGGAAGCUCAUUGGCUUACGAGACUGGAUGAUGGCUGUUCUGGCCUUUCCCGUUGGUGCGUUGGACCUGGAGACUGUGAGCAGUGCUGCUGGCUCAAUGAGGAUAUGUUGAUAUUCAGAUAACAUCAAUGCUUAGAAUCAACAUUGAAAAUUGGACUGAAAUCGAAUAAAAAC